Molecule: messenger RNA, 460 nt
Organism: Trichobilharzia regenti
Lineage: Eukaryota; Metazoa; Platyhelminthes; Trematoda; Strigeidida; Schistosomatidae
Source: the annotation of a GenBank genome assembly
AUGUGUUCAAUACAUUCAUUCACGUCCAGUGAAAUUAAGAGAGCGCGAGAAGCUUUACUCCUGUGGUAUGAUAAGUGUAAACGUGAUCUACCAUGGCGUCAAAUGGCAUUAGAUCCAGAUCCAAAUAUUCGUGGUUAUGCUGUUUGGGUAUCCGAAGUUAUGCUGCAGCAGACACAAGUGAAAACUGUUAUCGACUAUUAUAAUCGAUGGAUGCAGAAAUGGCCUAAUGUCGAGGAAUUGGCAUCCGCCGCCUUAGAUGAUGUUAAUUCUAUUUGGUCUGGUCUAGGUUAUUAUUCUAGAGCUCGUCUAUUACAUGAAGGUGCAAAAAAGAUUGUUAAUGAAUGUAAUGGAAAUCUACCGCAGACAGCAGAAGCAUUGAAGUCUACACUACCUGGUGUUGGAAGAUACACAGCUGGCGCUAUAUCAAGCAUUGCAUUCAAUCAGUGUACUGCUGCUUUAG